Prorocentrum cordatum is the source of this 315-nucleotide messenger RNA. The record is from the annotation of a GenBank genome assembly. NCBI's taxonomy places the organism in Eukaryota, Dinophyceae, Prorocentrales, Prorocentraceae.
AUGUUUGGACUUGGCUCCAGCGUGCGCAACCAGGGUGUGGUUCCACCCUAUCGCGAAGUGAUGCGAAUGGCCGCUGGCCUGUUGUGCAGCACUCUUUGUUCUCAUUGUGCUGCCUACGAGCGAGGCCGGCGCUUCUCAGCAGGGGCGCGCUCUGCCUGCAAGGCCUGUGGGCCAGCGGCUGCGUCCAGACGCGUGGGGGUUCCGUCUUCGUGGUUCUGCGUCGGUGCUCCAGCGGGCAGUAUCGGGUGGAGCCAGGAGAACAGUGGUUGUAAAAGGGAAGACUGCCGGCGGCAGCGCACCGCAGGUGCGGAGUAA